GUUUAAUCAAUUUUUAGUUACUGUCAAAGAGAAAGAAUUUAACGCAGGGAUUAUAUUCCCGAGAUUCGUUUCUAAUUGGUUGUAAUCAUAGUUGGAAGUAUUAUAUAUUCAUUAAUUGAAGAGAACGAGAGCUUGCCUUCAAUAAAGACACCACGGAGCUAGAUUAACGAAAUCGCCACGCAAGGAUUGUCAAUAUUAGACAGACAUUUUGUUUAAUCCAAUUAAACAGGCAGCUAAUUUACUGAAUAGACAAGCGCGAAAAGCGUCGGAAGUGUGUGAACAGGGUGUGAUGAUAUCUUAAAAUAAAAACAUCUUGACGUCAGUCAUUGAAAGCAGGCGAGCCAAGUGAGAAGGAAAAUCUCUUUUAAUUUGGACAUCGUUAGUUGAAAGAAAUCUGGGAAUAGGCAUUACACCAGACAGUCACAAUGAUGACUAACUUGUAGCAUAACAACAUUUUUGAACAUUUGGAAAAGGAAAGUAUAUUUCCUAAUAAGUGCGAAUAAGGAGAUAUUCAAAACUAUUUGCCAGUUGGACAUUGUGCAAUGAUUAUGUCAAGCCUCUAUGUAUUUGGACUCUCGAUUUUUACCCUGUUGUGGAUGCAGUGUCCUAAUGUACAAUGCCGGGAAAUGUGGGUCGGGAAACGACCAUCACCUAUCGUUUGGAUAUCUAAACGUUCCCCGGAAAUGUGGGUAGGAAAACGACAACCGGCCGAUAUGUGGGUAGGCAAAAGAGAGGACCAGUUACUUCUCGGCGAAAAAAGAGCUCCAGAAAUGUGGGUCGGAAAACGAGCUCCCGAUAUGUGGGUAGGAAAACGUUCUGAUGAUGAUAUUUGGUCAGGAGUAUUACGCACCAAAAGAGACGUAAGCUCAAAUGACAAGUUUAUAAAAAGUAAAGAAUCUCAUAAAAGAGCACCAGAAAUGUGGGUCGGUAAAAGAGCGCCAGAAAUGUGGGUCGGAAAAAGAGCGCCAGAAAUGUGGGUCGGCAAAAGAGCUCCUGAAAUGUGGGUCGGCAAAAGAGCGCCAGAAAUGUGGGUCGGCAAAAGAGCGCCAGAAAUGUGGGUCGGCAAAAGGGCGCCUGAAAUGUGGGUCGGCAAAAGAGCGCCUGAAAUGUGGGUCGGCAAAAGAAAGACCGAAAACAUUCGAACAGAAUUAAAGGAACUAUCGUCUGAGAGUGGACUGAAAAGAGCGGCUGAUUUUUGGGUUGGAAAGCGAACAAAAAAUUCUGGACUAUUUGAGAAAAAUAAUAAACGUGCUCCUGCCGAUUUUUGGGUGGGUAAGAAAAGCACAACCAGUUUAAAAGAUGAACUUGUUGAAAAACGCCAAGACUUUUGGGUAGGUAAACGAUCAUUGUCAACACAUGUGGACAAUUCAUUGGAUAAUGGUGCUCACUCAGAAUCAGAUGACAUUCUUAACCAGUCCCGACUUAACGAAAACAUUUAAAGACCCUUUGAUCAUCUCACGGCAACAGUUCUAACCUCAAAUCAAAUUUCGGAACGUUAUGAAAACUUCAGCUGAUACUAAUAGAAUUUUGCAUAUGUUGUUUACUCUACUUUAGAUUACAGGCAUGCUGUAAUGUUUAACUCAAGUUGUAAACAACGACAUGUACACUAAAUAGCAAUACAGAAACGGUCGUUUUAAUAAAUGUUACCUUAAUAUUGUGUUGAUCGAUAACCAACAUGAUCUCGCUUGAAUGAAACAAUACAAUAGCCUCAGUCACAUUUGCUCUACGGUGACCGUAUGGCGGCUGUAGCUUCACAAAUCGAUAUAUAGAAAAUCUACAUCUUAAUGCUUAUCCCUAUAUUUUCUCUCGAUUUGGAGAAGCUACGCUACGGUCAAAUGUGACUCAGCACUAGUCCCUGGGGGGGGAGCAAUCAAGAAUUUUGCAUUAUCUAUUUUUUCAAUUUUAUCAUUCAAAACGCCGCAGACGUCUUGAAUUACGGAAUAUUUCUCAUUUUAACUCUUUACCACAUUAACAGUUACACAAAGACUUCUUGUUAUAAAUUAAUCGGACAGUCUAAGUACAAUAAAUCAGUUUUUGGGGUUUUAGUAAAAAAGAAAUUCCGCGAAAUUGUCAUUCUCCCAAAAAGACGUUCCACCGUGUGUUUAUUCAUGUUCAUACGUUUCAACAAAUUCUUGACAAUAUCCCGUUGUAGUACUUUAGCAUGACGACGAGCAACAUUUUUGUAAGCUAACUAUCAUUAAAGAAAUAGUGAGUUAAGGUCAGGUUGGCUUGAUAGAUAUGUACAAUAAACGCACAUCUAGAUGCUACAAUUGUGUCAAGAUUUUGGGCAUUAUAUGUUGCCAUGGUAACUAAUUAUGAUUUACGACUCAAGGAGGAUUGGCUCCCAGAGUGCACCACCGAUAUUCUGUCCCAUAUAUGGGUAUGUCGUAAUACAAAAUUCGAAUUCAAACAGCCGCCAUUUUGUUCACUUCAACAUUUAAAUCGUGAAUUUUGGUCUUAUUUCCAAACGAAAAAUUCCAAAACUCACAAGAAACGAU
Molecule: messenger RNA, 2498 nt
Organism: Owenia fusiformis
Lineage: Eukaryota; Metazoa; Annelida; Polychaeta; Sabellida; Oweniidae
Source: the annotation of a GenBank genome assembly